AUGCCUAGGCCAACCUGUAUCAACCUCAUCUCUUUCUUCUACCCCAUCGGAAACACUCCCGCCGAUGCCGAUAUCUUGCUGUUGGGAUGUGGAGAUUUCCGAAAUAUACUGUUCACAGCAUACGCCGACACGGCACCAACCACACGGAGUUUGGAUAUCACAUGUUGCGAUAUCGAGGGAGCCAUCAUCGCACAAAACAUUCUGGCUUUCACCGUCCUGCUCGAUGACACAGAGGGCAAGCAACAUUCGAAUCUCUGGCAGAUCUACUACCAUAUGUACAUGGACGAGAAGUCACUCAAACUUCUGCAAGCUCAAGCCAAGAAGUUAGUUCACUUUGCAGAGACAUUCGAGUCCUGGAAGGCUGGAAAGUAUGGCACUAUUUUUAAAUUCUGCGAGGAAGGAACAUUCAACAUUGUCAAGAAGCUAUGGGAGGAGUACGCAACUUUCAAUCGAUCCAGAAACGAACAAGCGGGCUAUGACAACCGAUUCAAGGCCAAAAUCGAGGAUGCAAUCAGAAAGAAGCAAGACUUUGGCAGGGAAGGAUUAAAUUUGAGUGCGCUACGAUCUGCUUCUCCGGCGAGUAUCAACCCCGGCCAGGAUGCACCCAAGGCUCACGAGCACUUCUGGAAAUACGGCACGACAGACCGGAAUCCAUCCAAAUUGCCCCGAGACAGAAAUUCCAACCCGACUUUUGCUUCACAGAACACAGACAUUUUUACACUUCAUUAUGGAACUGAUCUGCACUUGGGAUUCCCUCUUGCAACCGCUUACGUGCCUCUCGUAAAGGACUCGCCUCUUGCGGCAGGGAAGGGAUCUCGGUCAGAUUUCCAAAGAAUCACUGAUGCUGCACGAACUCAUUUUCGUGCCUGGUGCGUGGCAUUUCGAACGUUUGCAAAGAAUUUGACCCUGCGUUUCUUCGUAGGAGACGCAAUUGCUUUCUGCCAUACCCUACAGCACGUCAAAACCAUCGGAAAUGCCGAGAGUCAUUGGUACCGCAACAAGUACACUACGGAGAUCAUUAAACUUGACACACAUGAAUACAGCUCAUCAGGUUCAUCACCAGUCACGUUCGAUGUUAUCGAUACGUCCAAUCUUGUCGAUCAUCUCGGCCCAGUAAAUGUUUUGGUUGCGGCGUCUCCACUUCUUAAGCGGAACAUCACUUCCACAAUGUACACCGAGUCUCUGGUUGCAAGAGAGAAGAAUCGCAGGGAUUUGAUGGAGAAGUUACUGUGUGGCUCGCUAACCCACGGUGUCACUUCUUCUGGGACUGGUUCCGAUCGAGUACUGAACUAA
Cadophora gregata is the source of this 1293-nucleotide messenger RNA. RefSeq lists its product as uncharacterized. The record is from RefSeq and is a predicted model, not a curated record. The coding region runs from base 1 to 1293 and encodes 430 amino acids. NCBI's taxonomy places the organism in Eukaryota, Fungi, Ascomycota, Leotiomycetes, Helotiales, Ploettnerulaceae. The transcript has 4 exons.